Molecule: messenger RNA, 1122 nt
Organism: Aspergillus calidoustus
Lineage: Eukaryota; Fungi; Ascomycota; Eurotiomycetes; Eurotiales; Aspergillaceae
Source: the annotation of a GenBank genome assembly
AUGGAUACCAAAGCAAAGCGGACCAAAGAGUGUCUUUUAGAGCUGGAGGCUCGAUUCAGGGAGACCAACACACUCGCAGAGGUUCUUAUCAUCCUGGGCCGGAGUGGAGCGGGCAAGUCCUCGCUGUCAGAAGACCUGACCGAUCUCUCGGGCUACUCGCAGCAGGAUGCAGACUCUGUAACCCAAACCUUCGAGCUCUGCAAGACCACCAUCGGAAACAAAACCUACUUCAUAAUGGACACCCCAGGCUUCGACCCCUACGCCGAAGAAGCUACCUUUGGGGAGAUCGCCCGCGGCAUCAGCUCCAUUCGCCACUUCGCCCACAUCACAGGCCUCCUCUACCUAACCCCAAUCACGCAACAACGCUUCGACAGAUUCGACCGCAAGCUCGUCGACUUCGUCCACGCUCUCUGCGGCGCCGAGUACAUCCCCCGCGUGACCUUUGUAACGACAUUUUGGACGGGCGCCCCGCCGAGCUACAAUCAGUAUCUUGAGAGCUUGAAGGGGAAGUGGGCGGAAGCUGCACAUGUGGAGGGAGGGCGCGAUCUAAAAACGUAUCAGCAUGGAAGGGUGUAUAAUGCAGCUGGACAGGAUACGCGGACCAACAUUGAUUGGUUCAGCGACCGUGCGAGGAUUGCGCGGUUCGGCAAGGAGAUGGUCGAGAAGAACUAUGGCCAGGAUAACAGCAGCGGCACCGUUGUUCCACGGAUCGUGAGAGAGCUCGAUGAUGGGGUUCCGCUUCCCGAGACGGCUGCUGGGAUGCUGCUUGGGAUGUCUUGCUCUUCCGCUUCCUCAUCGUCGACGUCCUCCAUACCCUCCUCUUCCCCCGCCCCGGGUGGCCAAGCCAGGAGUGAACCAGAGCAGCCCAGCCCGGCUGCAAACGGCGACUCAACGUCACAAUCACCAUCCACAACAUCCUGGGCCCAGACUGUCCAAGAUGUCAUCGGCUGGUGUACACGGAACGUUCAAUUCAGCAUCAAUCUGGGCGGGAUAGGCGUUGGGACUGGGCCUGGGCCUCGGUCUGGGAUUGGCCCUCGUGCAGUACUACCUUUGGAUCCGCAUUCGUCUGUUGAUGUUAUGAAGUCCUACGGGUUGGAUUCCAGCAGGGCAGGCAGGAUUUGA